Molecule: messenger RNA, 2427 nt
Organism: Periconia digitata
Lineage: Eukaryota; Fungi; Ascomycota; Dothideomycetes; Pleosporales; Periconiaceae
Source: the annotation of a GenBank genome assembly
UUUCCAAUAGGUGUUGUUGGUGACGGAUGUUUGAGAUCGCUUCUAUUUCUUCUUUCAUAACCACCUUUGGACAUUUUCGAAAAUUCAGAUGAGGGAAUCUUGGAUGUCUGAUGUUGUGGGUAAUGGAGUGGAGUGCAAUGAUGAUCUUGCUUGCCAUGAUAGGGAGAUAUAGUUGGUCGUGGUAUGAGACCAAUCUCGCAGUACGCACUGAUACCUGCUUGGUGCUGAGUACUUGUCUCUCUGAAUUUUCUAUGCUUUGAGAAUUCCACAGGCUGAUCGGAAUACUCAAUUUGCUGCGGUAGCUACAACUGUGUAGAUGGAGGAGGAGGCGGGAGUAGAUAGCCACGCUUGCUCCAAGCGAUCGUCGCGUCGGCGGAAACCCUUUUCCGCUAUAAACGUCCCCUCGAAUUCCAAGCUUGUGCCAAUGAUAUUGCAUCACGAAUAUGAUGAUUAGGUGGCGAUCUUCCAGAAUUAAAGUUCUAGGUGUAUAGAUUAAAUAUCAAGCCGUGGUUGUAUCUUUGAUGAAGGAUUCACACCGUCAAGAUGGCUGCUAAAAUGCCCAAAACAAGCAAAGAACAUAUCGAAAAUAUCUCGGACUCAAGUUUUCCAUGCGACGAGAAAAAUGAAGCUUUUAAUAGCAUCGCAUCCAACGAACAGGAUACGCAAGUACCGCGAGGGUAUUGGACAUCGUUUGGAUUCAUCGGAUCGUGUCUCGCUAUCAUCCUACUGGGAAACAGUCUCUUCAUCGGAUACUCACUACCCGUAAUCCCCCCUCCUACUUCCACCCAUAUGUUUCUUCUUCGAGCCUUUGCACUAACAAGAAUAAAAAAAACAACCCAGGUAAACAUUCUAAGCGUAAUAAACACCUCCAUAGGUCCCGACUCAAACAUCUACCUCAUUUCCCUAGUCAACACCCUCAUCAAAGGCGUCGGCCUCCUCCUCGUGGGCCGCAUCAGCGAUCUAGUCGGCCGCCGCUACUUCAUCAUCGCGGGACAAGUCCUCGGGCUCGUCGGCGGCAUCAUCGCCGCCACCGCGAAGAGCGUUCCCACCGUCAUCGGCGCGAAUGCGUUCAUCGGGCUCGCCGCGUGCGCGCAGGUCAUGUAUCCGCUGCUCAUUGCGGAGAUUGUGCCGAACAAGUAUCGUGGGGUUAGUCAGUGUUUGGUUACUUUUGCCGUGUUGCCGAGUUUGGGGUUUGGACCGAUCGUUGCGAGGUGUUUGGUUGAGUUUACGGUGUUGGGGUGGCGUAUCGUGUGCGCUGCGUCGAUUGUGCUGUUUGUGUUCUGCUACCAUCCGCCGGAUUUUAAGCAGCUCCAACGGGGGACGACGGCGCGGCAACAGCUCAAGCGGAUCGACUAUGGCGGGUUUGCCUUGUACUCUGGAGGGUUGGUUUGUUUGUUGCUUGCGCUUUCGUGGGGUGGAAACCAAUAUCCAUGGAAGAGUGCGCAAUGCAUUGCAACACUCAUUCUCGGUGUGCUGGGCAUUAUCGCGUUUGUGCUAUACGGUGAGCAGGGAGUUGCGCUCUCUAUCAGUGAUCACUCCCAGACUGACCCGUCUCAAGAGCUCUACAUGCCUCUCCCCGAGCCUCUCCUACCGAUGAAGUUAUUCAAGGUCCGGAACUACUGGGUCGCAGUUGUUGUCGGGUCGAUAGGCCAAAUGUCAUACUAUGCCCUCAGUGUUCUCUGGCCAACUCACAUCACUGCUCUCUACACCAAAGACAAUAUGACGGUCGGGUGGAUGUCAUGCACCACCGGCACAGCAUUAGCCAUGGGCGAAGUUCUGACAGGACCUUUCCUGAAGAAAGGUGGCCACGCGAAAGCACAGCUGAUCGCAUCUGUUGUUGGUCUCUGCGUGUUUUGCGGUGUCAUGUCUCUCAGCGAUGAGAAUAGCCAGGGCCAGGCUAUCGCAGUGACCGUCUGCAUUGGAUUAUUCAUCGGUUGGGUGGAGUUGAUAUGUAUUGUGGUUGCGGGAUUAGUUAUCCCGCCUGAAGAUAUCGGUGCCGGCUCAGCAUUCUUCGCAUCGGCGCGUGCUAUCGGAGGCACAAUUGCUACGAGCAUCUACGUCUCAAUCUACACCAACAAGCUCUCUACGCUCACACCCCGCGAAGUCGUACCAGCCGUCACAUCAGCCGGAUUACCGGAGAGCAGCUUGAACGCUCUUUUUGGGGCGAUUUCACAGGCUACAGCAGCCGCGCUGGAUAGUGUCCCCGAGAUGAGCGCAUCGAUCAAGUUUACGUUGGCUGCUGCGCAAAAGCGUGCGGCGGCUGAAUCUUUGAAGAACGUGUAUCUUAGCAGCCUGUCGUUUGGUUUUGUCGCACUGCUUGUCGCGUUAUUUUUUAGCGACGUGGAUCAGUACCUGACUGGGUUUGUGAAUAAGACUGUGGUGGAUGGGAAGAGGAAGAAUGAAGUUGUGCACACUGAGAAGGUGUGA